GAAGAAGCUAGCUAGCCAAUUAAUUAAGUUCCUUCCUAUAUCAGUUUUUUCUAUUUUAAUUUUAAACUAACUAACUCAUGGCAGCCGCCACCGCUAGCCUCCAAGGCGGCUCUGCCUCCCCGUCCGCCUUGUCCCCGUGGAACCAACUCUCCACCGCUGGUUCCUCCCCGUGGACCCAACAGCAUUCCGAUGCCGAUCAUGAAAAGGCCUCGACCACCCAGGACCGAGAGACCUCCUUGGUCGGCUCCCUCAUCCGUGAAGAAGGCCAUAUAUAUUCCCUCGCCGCUUCCGGCGGCCUCCUCUACACCGGCUCCGACAGUAAGAAUAUUAGGGUUUGGAAAGAUACCAAAGAAUAUUCGAGCUUCAAGUCCAACAGCGGCCUCGUUAAAUCCAUCGUUGUCUUGGGCGAAGACAAGAUCUUCACCGGCCAUCAAGACGGGAAGAUCCGGGUCUGGAAAUUCGCCGACCACAAGAAGAAAACCUACAAGCGCCUAGGAAGCUUACCCACCACGAGAGACUAUCUUAAAAGUUCUAUGAACCCUAAAUCUUACGUUGAGAUUCCUAAGAAGAAUCGGAACGCGCCGUGGAUUAAGCACCACGACGCCGUUUCGUGUAUGAGUUUAGAUGAGGAACAAGGGUUGCUCUACUCCGGUUCAUGGGAUAGGACCGUCAAGGUUUGGAAAUUGUCUGAGAACAAAUGCAUCGAGUCGGUGAACGCACACGACGAUGCCAUCAAUGCAUUGGUCGUCGGCUUUGACGGCUUGGUCUUCACCGGCUCGGCUGACGGGACGGUGAAGGCUUGGAGGUGGGAGACGCCAACGUCCUCUGCUGGCGAGAAGGCCCCUGCCUCGACGAAGCACGUGCUGGUGGACACGGUGUUGAAGCAAGACAACGCCGUGACAUCACUUGUCGUGAGCGUGUCUGCAGCGAUGGUCUACGCCGGAUCCUCCGACGGGCUGGUCAAUUUCUGGGAGAGGGAGAAGAGUUUCAUGACGUACGGCGGCGUGCUAAGAGCUCACAAGCUAGGCGUGCUUUGUUUGGCGGCGGUCGCUAACCUCGUGCUCAGCGGCUCCGCUGACAAUAGCAUAUGCGUGUGGAGGAGAGAUGACGGGGCUGUCCACGUGUGCAUGUCUAUGUUGAACGGCCAUAGUGGGCCCGUCAAGUGUUUGGCCAUAGAGGUGGACAACGCCAAAGAUGGUCAAGACGACGGCAACGAUGGCACGGCAGGUAACAAGGGUGAACAACGGUGGAAUGUGUAUAGUGGGAGCUUGGAUAAAUCAGUAAAAGUUUGGAGAAUAGUGCAACCGACAACAAAGUAGUAAUAGAAAUGUUAAUGGAAGAUCAAAGUUGUAGAUAGGUUGCAAAUUAACUAGACUAUAGAUGAUUCUUAAGAGAGGUAAGACAAAUCUCCCAAGUGGGACUUUAUGAUGUCAACAAUCAUCCACCUAGACAAGAAGGAAAAGGAACAAAUAAUUUUAUUUUGAAAUGUACAUAGAUUUUGUUAAAAGUUUGAUUUCCUCUAUUUUAAAACAAUGGGAUAUCUGUAAUUUAGUUUAUUUAAACAAAGCUGG
Messenger RNA from Cuscuta europaea, 1571 nucleotides. The record is from the annotation of a GenBank genome assembly. NCBI's taxonomy places the organism in Eukaryota, Viridiplantae, Streptophyta, Magnoliopsida, Solanales, Convolvulaceae.